CCUUCGCCUUUAUUCCCUUGCCCCUUUUCGCCCUCUCGGUUUUCUUCUCGAAAACGCUAUCAUCAACCUUUUUUUUUUUUUUUCAUCAAUCUCUCUCUGGUUCUCGAUUUAUUUGAUCUAAUUGGAAGAAAGCUUCGAUCUUUGGAAUCCAUGGCGGAGGUUUUGGGCAUGAGUGCUGUGUUCUCGCCGUGCGGGCAGCGUUCCGUGGCCCUUUCUUGCCAGAAGAGGAGCCCUUCUUUUGCUGGGUUUCCUCUCUCAUCCUUUCGGCCGAUCGGGCCUCUGAGGUAUUCUUCUCAGAAUAACGGUUUUUACGGGGGGAGAUUUGUUAUUGGGACUCGGAGAGGGAAGCUCGUCAAGGGAAAUGCUAGCUCUUCCCGUGUACAGAUGAGCCUCUGCCUUGGCAAAUCUUUGAAAUGGUGGGAGAAGGGUCUACAGCCCAACAUGAAGGAAAUUGAAUCGGCCCAGGAUCUUGUUGACUCCUUAUUGGACGGAGGAGACAAGCUUGUUGUCGUAGAUUUCUUCUCCCCUGGCUGUGGAGGUUGCAAAGCCCUCCAUCCAAAGAUUUGCCAGUUUGCGGAGAUGAACCCAGAUGUUAUCUUCCUCCAAGUAAACUAUGAGAAGCACAAGUCCAUGUGUUAUAGCUUGCAUGUCCACGUUCUCCCCUUUUUUAGGUUUUACCGGGGAGCACACGGUCGCCUUUGUAGCUUCAGCUGCACCAAUGCAACUAUUAAGAAAUUUAAAGAUGCAUUGGCCAAACACACCACAGAAAGAUGCAGCCUUGGGCCAACAAAGGGGCUGGAGGAAUCGGAGCUUGUGGCUCUGGCUGCAAACAAGGAUCUCUCCUUCAAUUACACAAGAAAACCAGUUCCUGCUCUCACACCAGAUGAGGCUGCAGAGAAAGUUCCUGUUAGCCCAAAACUUUCAGUGUCUUCAGCCUCAAGAGUCACCCAAGAUUCUGAGGACAAGGCCCUCGUCGCAGCUGGGAGAUGAGAUAAUAGUUUAUGAAAUCUUUGUCCCCUUCUCCUUUCUGUUGUAUAGCUCCCUUCAUGUUUGCUGGCUAUUUUUGUACACCCCAGAUGUCAGCGAGGGACCUCAUGGGAGGACCCUCUUCUGAGGAUAUGUUCUAUAGAUGCAGUAGUUCAAGCAUGUUUUUUUUUGUUUGCUUGUUUCAAAGCCUGCUGAGUCGUUCUGUAAUUGGAGAUGAAGAGGGAAAGUCCGUUUCCUUUCUAGAGGAAUCGAAUACUCUUUGCUUAUGUGUUUCUUUGAUAUUAAAAUGUCUCUCCUUUAUUCAGAACUCUCA
This is a messenger RNA of Phoenix dactylifera (date palm), 1300 nucleotides long. Its product is annotated as thioredoxin-like 1-2, chloroplastic. NCBI's taxonomy places the organism in Eukaryota, Viridiplantae, Streptophyta, Magnoliopsida, Arecales, Arecaceae. Gene Ontology annotation, biological process: cell redox homeostasis. Gene Ontology annotation, cellular component: chloroplast. The record is from RefSeq and is a predicted model, not a curated record.